AAUCCAUACAUGACGACAAAUUAAAUUCAAGUUUAUCAAUUCAAGGCCAGAUAUAUGUAUUUUAAUCAGCCUCAGUCGGCAUUGCCCCCUCCACGCCUGAGGGCCGCUCACACAUCUUACUGUUUAUCGACAUAAUAAAAACGCCAUGGCCUCUGCAAUGCUGAAGUUAUUGAAAGCUGAAUCUCAGCUGCUACUGCAUAGGAGUUACAGUAGCUCAGUUCCCACCACAAAGCUCUUCAUCGACGGACAGUUUGUGGAGUCCAAGACAAACAACUGGAUUGAUCUUACCAACCCAGCUAACAAUGAGGUCAUUGGCAGGGUACCAGAGGCAACUCAGGACGAAUUAAACGCUGCAUUGGAGUCGGCCAAGAAGGCGUACAAAUCAUGGAGUCAGAGCACCAUCAUGACCAGGCAACAGCUUAUGUUCAGAUUCGCCCGUCUGUUAAGAGAGAAGACGUGCGAUUUAGCCAACAAGAUCACAGAGGAGCAGGGCAAGACACUCGCCGACGCUGAAGGCGAUGUUUUCAGAGGCAUUCAGUCAGUAGAGCAGGCCUGCAGUAUUACAACUCUUCAGUUGGGCGACUCCAUCCAAAACAUCGCAAAGGACAUGGACACACACAGCUACAAAGUGCCAUUGGGCGUUGUCGGAGGCGUGGCUGCAUUCAACUUCCCGGUAAUGAUUCCCCUAUGGAUGUUCCCGCCUGCAUUGGCUACCGGUAACACCUGCAUCAUCAAGCCUUCGGAGCAGGAUCCUGGAGCGACCCUCAUGAUGAUGGAGCUGCUCAACGAGGCUGGAGCACCGCCCGGCGUUGUUAAUGUUGUUCACGGUACUCGGGACCCAGUGAACUUCAUUUGCGAUCACCCUGACAUUAAGGCUGUGUCCUUCGUCGGAGGUGAUGCGGCUGGCAAACAUAUCUACAGCAGGGCGUCGGCUAACGGCAAGCGCGUCCAAAGCAACAUGGGCGCGAAGAACCACGGCGUGAUAAUGCCGGACGCCAACAAGGAGCACACGCUCAACCAGCUCGCCGGCGCCGCCUUCGGGGCCGCGGGGCAGCGCUGCAUGGCGCUCAGCGUCGCGGUGUUUGUCGGUCAGUCAAAGGAAUGGAUCCCCGAUCUAGUAGAGCGCGCCAAGGGACUCAAAGUGAACGCCGGCCACGUACCCGACACUGAUGUAGGACCACUCAUCUCCGUCAAGGCUAAAGAAAGAGUCAUCCGACUUGUGGAAUCAGGUGUAAAGGAGGGAGCUAAGUUAGUGCUUGACGGCCGUGGAGUCAAGGUCCCAGGCUUCGAAAAGGGUAACUUUGUCGGACCAACCAUCCUUACCGACGUCAAACCCAACAUGGAAUGCUACAAGGAAGAAAUCUUCGGACCCGUGCUCGUGUGCUUAUGUGUUGAUACCUUAGAUGAAGCUAUCCAAUUGGUGAAUGCAAACCCCUACGGCAAUGGAACAGCCAUCUUCACAACCAACGGAGCGUCCGCCAGGAAGUACACCAACGAAAUCGAUGUUGGACAAGUCGGUGUAAAUGUUCCAAUCCCUGUUCCCCUCUCCAUGUUCUCUUUCACCGGAUCCCGAGGCAGUUUCUUAGGUACCAACCACUUCUGCGGCAAACAAGGCAUUGACUUCUUCACAGAAUUGAAAACAGUUGUCUCUCUAUGGAGACAGAGCGACGUAUCUCACGCAAAGGCUGCCGUAUCUAUGCCAACACAACACUAAGUAAAUUACUACUGAAACAUAUUUAAUUUUGUACGUGUUCAAGGAUUUUAAAGCAUUUAUUUUUUUACCUUAAUAUAUUUUGUAUCGCGCCCUAUCAUGUAUGUCUUCCGUAUGUUAAGGAUAAUGUUAUUUUUAUACAUAUUUUGUAAUUUAAACAUAUAAAUUGUUACAGUAA
Messenger RNA from Helicoverpa armigera (cotton bollworm), 1889 nucleotides. RefSeq names its product probable methylmalonate-semialdehyde/malonate-semialdehyde dehydrogenase [acylating], mitochondrial. Bases 146 to 1714 code for a protein of 522 amino acids. The transcript has 10 exons. Gene Ontology annotation, biological process: thymine catabolic process; L-valine catabolic process. NCBI's taxonomy places the organism in Eukaryota, Metazoa, Arthropoda, Insecta, Lepidoptera, Noctuidae. The record is from RefSeq and is a predicted model, not a curated record. Gene Ontology annotation, molecular function: methylmalonate-semialdehyde dehydrogenase (acylating, NAD+) activity; malonate-semialdehyde dehydrogenase (acetylating, [NAD(P)+]) activity. Gene Ontology annotation, cellular component: mitochondrion.